Messenger RNA from Dichomitus squalens LYAD-421 SS1, 1581 nucleotides. Its product is annotated as citrate synthase. Gene Ontology annotation, biological process: tricarboxylic acid cycle; citrate metabolic process; carbohydrate metabolic process. The coding region runs from base 20 to 1420 and encodes 466 amino acids. Lineage: Eukaryota; Fungi; Basidiomycota; Agaricomycetes; Polyporales; Polyporaceae. The transcript is spliced from 8 exons. The record is from RefSeq and is a predicted model, not a curated record. Gene Ontology annotation, cellular component: mitochondrial matrix.
CCUCCCGUCGCUGUCCGCCAUGUCCUCCGCUCUUCGUUCUGCCAUCCAGCAGUCACGUCGCUCCGCCUUCGCGCGGUCGGCCCGCUUCGCCUCCACCUCGGCCAAGGCACCUACUCUCAAGGAGCGUCUUGCCGAGCUCAUUCCCGCUGAGAUCGAGAAUGUGAAGGCGACGCGUGCGGCGCACGGCAAGAAGUCCUUCGGCCCCGUCCUCGUCGACCAGCUCUACGGUGGUAUGCGUGGUCUGCCCGCUCUUAUCUGGGACGGCUCCGUCCUCGAUGCUGAGGAGGGUAUUCGCUUCCGUGGCAAGUCUAUUCCCGAGAUCCAGGCGGCUCUCCCCAAGGCCCCCGGUGGGUCCGAGCCUCUCCCUGAGGGUCUUUUCUGGCUUCUCCUCACUGGCGAGGUCCCCACCCAGGAGCAGGUCGCCGCCCUCUCCAAGGACUGGGCUGCACGUGCCUCCAUCCCCUCCUUCGUCGAGGAGAUCCUCGACCGCUGCCCGCCCACGCUGCACCCCAUGUCGCAGUUCUCGCUGGCGGUCACUGCUCUCAACCACGACUCGGCAUUUGCCAAGGCAUACCAGCAGGGCGUCUCCAAGAAGGAGUACUGGCAGCCCACAUUCGAGGAUGCCAUGGACCUCAUCGCCAAGCUUCCUAACAUCGCCGGUCGCAUCUACCGCAACGUCUACGGCGGUGGCAAGCUUCCUGCGAUCGAUGCCGAGAAGGACUACUCUUACAACCUGGCUAACCUGCUUGGCUUUGCCGACAAGCCGGACUUCGUCGAGCUCUUGCGUCUUUACAUCACCAUCCACUCCGACCACGAGGGUGGCAAUGUUUCCGCCCACACCGGCAAGCUCGUCGGCUCUGCCCUCUCUGACCCCUUCCUCGCUUUCGGUGCCUCCUUGAAUGGUCUUGCUGGUCCCCUUCACGGUCUUGCCAACCAGGAGGUUCUGAUCUGGCUCCGCAAGAUGCAGUCCAAGAUUGGCGAGAACGCGUCAGAUGAUGCUGUCCGCGAGUACGUCUGGUCCACGCUCAAGGGCGGGCAGGUCGUUCCUGGCUACGGCCACGCCGUCCUCCGCAAGACCGACCCUCGCUACACGGCGCAGCGCGAGUUCGCGCUCAAGCACCUGCCCAACGAUUCGCUGUUCAAGCUCGUCAACCAGGUGUACAACAUUGUUCCCAAUGUCCUCCUCGAGGCUGGCAAGGCCAAGAAUCCCUGGCCGAACGUCGAUGCACACUCCGGUGUUCUCCUGACCUACUAUGGUCUUGACCAGAUGAACUUCUACACGGUUCUCUUCGGUGUCUCGCGCGCAUUCGGUGUUGCCGCCCAACUCGUCUGGGAUCGUGCUCUCGGUGCUCCUCUUGAGCGCCCCAAGUCGUAUUCGACUGAGGCCAUCAAGAAGAUCUUCGAGAACAAGGCGGAGUAAAAUUUGCCUCCAUUGAUGAUAAAACCUCUCCUGAUGAGGAUGACGACGUGCAUGAUUGCGGGAUCCUAUCUGGCGAGCGUACUGUCCCUAGACUUCGUAGUGUAGAGCUUGAUUCUGUUGAACAGUUUAGUGCUUACGUAAUGCACAUGCGUGUUUCUUGU